Molecule: messenger RNA, 816 nt
Organism: Penicillium pulvis
Lineage: Eukaryota; Fungi; Ascomycota; Eurotiomycetes; Eurotiales; Aspergillaceae
Product: SNAP receptor PEP12
Exons: 2
Coding region: 1-816 (271 amino acids)
Biological process (GO): intracellular protein transport; vesicle fusion; Golgi to vacuole transport
Cellular component (GO): endomembrane system; SNARE complex; membrane
Molecular function (GO): SNAP receptor activity; SNARE binding
Source: RefSeq, a predicted model, not a curated record
AUGUCUUUUGAUCGCUUGAGCUCGCUGGAGGCCCAGCCUACCACCAUGCGCCGGGAUGAUGACCCGCAGUACCGCGACGAUCCUGGCUUCGACCAUCUUGCGGAGUCGCUAUCCGAUCAGAUCUUCUCAUUAACAUCCAACACUACUCGCCUGUCGAGUCAGAUUGCCCUCCUUGGUACAAAGCGGGACACCGAGCGAGUACGCGAACGAGUCCAUAACCUUCUCGAGGAGACUCGAGCGGGGUUCAAGGAAGCAGGAGAAGGUCUCAAGAAGAUUCAAACAUGGGAGGACGUCAAUCCUUCUCAGAAAUGGACUCAGCAAAAGCUGUCAUCUGAAUUCAAAGCCAAUCUGGAUGAAUUCCAGACUGUCCAGCGUCGGGCUUUAGAAAAGCAACGCGCAUCUGCUGUAGCUGCCCGUACCGCUAUCGAGGAUGGCGACCAUCCAUCUGGAGAUGCCGAUGUUCAGCUCCAAGAACAGCAACUGCUGGAACAGCCACGAUUGGCCAACCAGGGAGAGGUGGAUUUCCAAGAGACUUUGAUCAUCGAGCGGGAGGAAGAGAUUCGCAAUAUCGAGCAAAGUGUUGGCGAAUUGAACGAAUUGUUCCGAGAUGUUGCCCACAUUGUUGGUGAGCAAGGCGGGCAGCUUGAUAUCAUUAGUGAAAACGUUCAGAACGUCACCCAGGACACACGAGGCGCGAAUGUUGAACUGCGCAGUGCCAGCCGAUACCAGAAGAAUGCGCGCAACAAGGCAUGCUGCUUAUUUGUUAUCCUCGCUGUUAUCUUGCUUAUCAUUGUGCUUGCAAUUGUUCUUGGAUAG